AGCUUUCUUCUCUGCUUUCCUUCUCAACGGCAACGCGUCGUGGUUGCCCUUCUCUCCCAUAACGUUUGUAAGCAGUAGUGGACAGCUGUUGCCCAUCUCGUCAAAACCGACUCAUUCGGUGCCCGAUACUGAUUGUUGGCCACGCGAAGCGCCGCCACCAUUUUUCUUCUUCUUCUUCUCUUUGCAGCGCAGCCUGUUGAUCGCUUUUGCCUUUCCUUCCUUUCUCAUAUUUUGUUGUUUUUUCUAAGCUGCGUCUUCUUCCACGUCGAGGUCGUUUUCAGUGACGUGGUGUUGUUGGUUUCCCUGAACGUACUCGUGCAAACAAAGUACUCCUUCUAUCACGAUCCGUGAAACAAGGAAUUCCACCUCUGAUUGCAAAUAGAACAUGCUCCGCCGUUGCACCGCUCUGCUGUGCAGCUCCGCUGUGCCAAAGCGCGUGUCCCCCGUUGCGGCGGCGGCCGCCACCAAUUCCACCCGAAACCUCAUGGCAGACGUGGACAAGAGCGAUCCAAAGUACAAGCAAAUUUUCCUUGAGCGCUUCCGCAACAAGCUGCAAUCGGACAGUACCGGCAUGAAUGACUUAGACAGCUUCGUGGAUCUGCCCGAGGGCGUGGCUCCGUCGGCGGCUUCCGUCGGCCCUAUUAAGCGCGGAGAGGCGCCGCUGCCACCGUGGCUGAAGCUGAAAGUGCCGAAGGGCAUGACCCACCGCCCGCGGUUUAACCGCAUUCGUCGCAGCAUGCGCGAGAAGAAGCUGUCCACCGUGUGCGAGGAGGCGAAGUGCCCGAACAUUGGCGAGUGCUGGGGCGGCGACGAGGACGAGGGCACCGCGACGGCCACCAUCAUGGUGAUGGGUUCGCAUUGCACGCGUGGGUGCCGCUUCUGCUCCGUGCUGACGAGCCGUCGCCCGCCUCCGCUGGACCCAGAGGAACCGGAGAAGGUCGCGGCGGCGGUGCGAGAGAUGGGCGUCGACUACAUCGUCAUGACGAUGGUGGACCGCGACGACUUGCCGGACGGCGGUGCCUCGCACGUCGAUCGCUGCGUGCGCACCAUCAAAGAGAAGAACCCGUCGUUGAUGCUGGAGGCCCUCGUCGGCGACUUCCACGGUGAUAUGAGCUUGGUGGAGCGCGUGGCGCUGUCUCCGCUGAGCGUCUACGCGCACAACAUUGAGUGUGUCGAGCGCAUCACCACCCGCGUGCGGGACCGGCGUGCCUCGUACAAACAAUCCCUGCAGACACUGGAGCACGUGACCAAGUUCACGAAGGGUCAGGUGCUAACCAAGAGUAGCAUCAUGCUGGGCCUCGGGGAGGAGGAAGAGGAGGUGCGACAGACGCUGCGAGACCUGCGCACGGCCGGCGUGUCAGCCGUGACGCUGGGGCAGUACCUGCAGCCCUCUCGCACUCGCCUGAAGGUAGCCCGCUACGCCCAUCCAAAGGAGUUUGAGAUGUGGGAGAAGGAGGCGUUAGAGAUGGGCUUCUUGUACUGCGCUUCUGGUCCGAUGGUGCGCAGCUCCUACCGCGCGGGGGAGUACUACAUCAAGAACAUCUUGAAGCAGCGUGACAACGCGGAGACGGCGAAGAUGGCUGCUCCCAACCCCACAAACACUUCUGCUGCUGCUACUGCGUAA
This is a messenger RNA of Leptomonas pyrrhocoris, 1624 nucleotides long. RefSeq names its product putative mitochondrial lipoic acid synthetase, mitochondrial precursor. Gene Ontology annotation, biological process: lipoate biosynthetic process. Bases 386 to 1624 code for a protein of 412 amino acids. Gene Ontology annotation, cellular component: mitochondrion. The transcript has a single exon. The record is from RefSeq and is a predicted model, not a curated record. NCBI's taxonomy places the organism in Eukaryota, Euglenozoa, Kinetoplastea, Trypanosomatida, Trypanosomatidae. Gene Ontology annotation, molecular function: lipoate synthase activity; 4 iron, 4 sulfur cluster binding.